Messenger RNA from Ceratina calcarata, 1567 nucleotides. RefSeq names its product WD repeat-containing protein 1 l(2)09851. The transcript has 4 exons. Lineage: Eukaryota; Metazoa; Arthropoda; Insecta; Hymenoptera; Apidae. Gene Ontology annotation, cellular component: nucleolus. The record is from RefSeq and is a predicted model, not a curated record. Bases 12 to 1535 code for a protein of 507 amino acids. Gene Ontology annotation, molecular function: protein binding. Gene Ontology annotation, biological process: ribosome biogenesis.
UGUAAAGUUGCAUGUAUAUUUACCUACAUUACUAUUUACUAUAUGUAUUCUAUUUUUCACAUUCAUCGAACAGCGUUGCGCGUCGUCGCGUUGUGAAAUGUGCUAACACGUGUUUCACAGAUACGCGGAUAGUUACAGAAUAUAUUAAAAUGACCAAUUCUUACAAGGAGGUACCGAAAGAGAUGGAGUGUGAAUCAGUCGAUGAAAUUGACGAAGAUAUGGCAGAGAGUGAAAGCGAGGAGGAAGAUUCCGCGGAAAGCGAAGAGGGAACGGAAAAGGAAAACAAAUCGGAGGUGUAUUUACCUGGAAGGCCUCUAAAAAGCAAUGAAGAACUCGUCGUGGAUAAAACAGCAUAUAAAAUGUUGCAUCACGCGGAAUCUGGUGCUCCAUGUCUCAGUUUCGACGUGAUCCUGGAUCGUUUGGGUGACAAUAGAGAGAAUUAUCCGUUGGACAUGUUCCUUAUUGCUGGAACACAGGCUGCUAGCGCUCACGUUAAUAAUGUGCUUGUGAUGAGAAUGAAGAAUCUCCGCGGAGUGGAGGAGGAUGAGGAUGAGGAAGACUCAGAUGACGAAUUGGAAGAUAAUGAAAAUUUGCCGAUAAUGUCCGUCGCCCCGAUAAGGCAUCAGGGUUGCGUUAACAGGAUAAGGUACACAACAGUCGGUGAAACAAGUAUAGCAGCUAGUUGGAGCGAGUUGGGACGUGUGCACAUAUGGAAUUUAGAGGAACAGUUAAAAGCGUUGGAGAACGAUGAACUGCUCCGCAGUUAUCGGAAGAAAGCGGAAAGAAGCGAUGGUGGUGGAUUGAAACCAUUGUUUAGCUUCAAAGGUCAUCUUUCGGAAGGAUACGGUCUCGAUUGGUGUACGACGGAAGCGGGAACUUUGGCUUCGGGCGAUUGCAAGGGUAACAUUCACAUAUGGCGCCUGGACAACAGCGGUUCAACGUGGCACGUGGAUCAGAGACCUUACAAUACUCAUGCACCGCACAGCGUCGAAGAUAUUCAGUGGUCACCUAACGAGAGACAUGUUCUUGCUUCUUGCUCCGUUGACAAAAGUAUUAAAAUCUGGGACACGAGAGCUAGCCCGCAGUCUGCCUGUAUGCUUUCCGUUUCCGGUACGCAUACGGCGGAUAUCAACGUCAUCUCUUGGAAUCGUAAGGAGAAUCAAUUUCUUGUGUCUGGCGGUGACGACGGAUUAAUCUGCGUCUGGGAUUUGCGACAAUUCGCUUCGAACGAUUCCACUCCGUUAGCAAAGUUCAAGCAACACAUGGCGCCUGUGACGACGGUCGAGUGGCAUCCCCAGGAAGCUACGGUAUUUGCUUCCGGUGGUGCGGACGAUCAAAUAGCUCAGUGGGAUCUAUCGGUGGAAGCCGAUCGAUCGGAGGAGGCAGAGGAGAUAAAAAAUUUGCCACCGCAGUUAUUGUUCAUUCAUCAAGGGCAAACGGAUAUCAAAGAGUUGCAUUGGCAUCCUCAGUGUCCUGGCGUAGUGAUAUCUACGGCGCACUCGGGAUUCAAUGUGUUUCGUACGAUCAGCAUUUAACAAUAAAAUCAUCGUUUAUUUUUUAUCUCAGA